CUGAGGAAGACGCACUAAAACCAACCCCAGAAGACAGCGAGCGCAGUAAGCGCAGUAAACAUCACGGGACGUUUCGGUCACGACUCUUUCUCUUUUAGAGUCGCCAGCAAUGAAGUCAUCAAACUGUCGCCCCUCCAGAGUGGGUAGAAACCCCUUCGUCCACAAGCUGAAAUUCACCGUGACAGAUAAAAUAAAGAUCGGACUCAUGUCUGUGACGGUGUUCCCAGUGCGGCUGCUGCUGAUGUCCUUCUUCAUGCUGCUGGCGUGGCCCUUCGCCUUCAUAGCCUGCCUGGGACGCUCAGACUCUGCCAUUGAGCCACAGUCGUGGUGGAGGAGGUUUAUAGACGUGUGUCUGCGAGUGGUCUUGCGAGCCAUGUGGUUUUGCGGAGGUUUCCAUUGGAUCAAGGUGAAAGGGGAGCGGGCGGCGCCCUCUGAAGUUCCCAUCCUCACCAUGGCACCACACUCGUCCUACUUCGAUGCCAUCCCAGGCACCAUGACCAUGUGCUCCAUCGUCACCAAACUGGAGAGCAGGAGCAUUCCCAUCUGGGGCACUCUGAUCAACUACCUCAGGCCGGUGUUCGUGUUUCGGUCGGAUCGGGACUCCAGGAGAAAAACUGUUGAGGAAAUCAAGCGGAGAGCCCAGUCUGAAGGGGAGUGGCCUCAGAUCAUGAUAUUCCCAGAGGGGACGUGCACCAACAGGUCGGGUCUCAUCUCGUUCAAGGCUGGUGCUUUCAUACCAGGACUCCCAGUGCAGCCUGUGGUGCUGCGCUACCCAAACAAACUGGAUACUGUUACAUGGACGUGGCAAGGUCCCGGAGCAUUCAAGAUCCUGUGGCUGACGCUGUGCCAACCUCAUAAUCGCGUGGAGAUAGAGUAUUUGCCUAUUUACACUCCAUCAAAUGAGGAGAAGGAAGACCCUGCCCUGUUUGCCAAUAAUGUCAGAAAGCUCAUGGCCAAGGCGCUGGAGCUGCCACUCACAGACCUGUCUUUUGAUGACUGUGAGAUCAGCCUAUCACAAGGCCCGCUCGGCAUAUAUGACUACAGCAGCCUGCUUGAGUUCAACCUGCUGGUGUGCCGCCUGGGGCUGAGAGCGGCGACUACAGAGACGGCGCUGGAGGAGCAGGCCAGGAGAGCCAGAAAGCUGCAGGGAGAGCGGCUGGCUUUAGAGGACUUUGCCCAGUUCCUCAACCUGCCGGUUACAGACACGCUCACACAAGUCCACAGCCUCUUUGACCAGCAUGGAGACGGACGCAUAGACAUCAGACACUAUGUUAUUGCUCUGUCUACCAUUCAUCGACCAUCCGAUUCAAUGAAGACCCUCAAACUGGCCUUCAAGAUGUAUGAGAGCGAGGAAGGCGGGGAAGUCCUAGAGGAAGAGCUCGCCGCCAUCUUGGAAAUCAUGUUAGGAGUGGAAGAGGUGGAACUGUCGGGUUUGUUUUUGUCUCUCGACCGACCUGACACAGAAAAGAUCACAUAUGAUGAACUUCAUCAUUUUAUAGAGCAGCACCCACACUUCAUCCAGCAUUACCUCGAUUUUAAAAACCACCCGCGCAAAUUCUGCUUCGGCCGACCAAAGAGCUGCAACGGCCAGAACGACAACAAAGACGACUGAAGGCUGGACGUAAUCUCUGUUUACCUUCCCCAUCUGAUGUAACAGCAUCACCACAUGCUGCAACUAGCUCACCACCUCUGUGCCUUAAAGUGCAGGUAGACGAGGAGGAGUGACGGAGAGUAACACUGUAGUUCUGUAUGGAUGGAUCAGUGCAGCACGGGUGAUGGAGUCAGAGUCUCUGCUCCAUCAUUAAUCUCAGUUCUCCUCUCAACUUUUAUUUGUCUUCCUUUUUUUUUGUCCCCAUUAUGAUAUUAAGAAACAUGAUUUUCUGCUCUGCAAAUAUUUAUUUCAAGUUUAUUUUCUUAUGUAUGGAAUACAGAUAUUUAAGAAAUUAGCUGAUAAAAGUAGGGGUGUUUUUGUCGUUGAAGGUUAGCACUGUUGUCAGUCUCAGGCACUGCCCAAUCAUGCUGCUUAUCAUUUACAUAGUGUACAUAGAAACCUAAUUCCAGGUGAAAAGGAUCAGGAUGUAGACCAUGCAGGGAUGUUAUCACACCGAACUAUGUGUGGAAUGACGGGUAAAAACAAAAGAUAAAGAUACAAGAAAACACUCCGUACAUCAAGCAGCUGCAUCACUGCCAUAGAUGUACAAACACUGCAAAAAUGUAUUUUGAUUAUUGUUUGAAUACCAAUCAAAUCAACCAACUCAUGUUUUUUUUGUUUUUGUUUUUUUGGUAAUAUGAUGAGUAAUGUUAUAGCUAUUUUCUAAAUUUUAAUGCCCAUUCUCUUUCCCAAAAAUAGUUCUUCUGCAUCUUCGAGGAAGAUUAUUUUAAAACGGUCUCGUUUUUCUAAGAAAAACAUGUAAGAGGAGGCUUGUUAUCCUUCCUUUAGACCUCUGACAGACAGAUAUUACACAUACUGUGACUUCAGUUUCCUAAGCUUGUGCAUAUCGCUGCUGGUUUAAAUAUUGAUCACAGCAGUUUACUACAUAACUUGUGACUGCAACUUUUCUGUAAUGUUUCAUAUCUCAGUUAAAUGCAGAAGUGAAAGCUUCUUGGUUUUAUUUUACAAAUAAAAUG
Molecule: messenger RNA, 2628 nt
Organism: Chelmon rostratus (copperband butterflyfish)
Lineage: Eukaryota; Metazoa; Chordata; Actinopteri; Chaetodontiformes; Chaetodontidae
Gene: lpcat1
Product: lysophosphatidylcholine acyltransferase 1
Exons: 14
Coding region: 110-1612 (500 amino acids)
Source: RefSeq, a predicted model, not a curated record